AUGCCACCCAAAAAGGCAGUCAAGGAGGAGAAGGUCUUGCUAGGCCGCCCUGGCAACAGUCUGAAGAGUGGGAUCGUCGGACUCGCCAACGUAGGCAAAUCGACCUUCUUCCAGGCUCUGACUAAAUGCUCGCUCGGGAAUCCUGCCAAUUUCCCCUAUGCUACCAUCGAUCCCGAAGAAGCACGUGUUAUUGUGCCGGAUGAGAGGUUCGAUUGGCUGGUCAAUUACUACAAGCCCAAGUCUAUCGUGCCGGCCAAUCUGACCGUCUACGAUAUCGCUGGUCUGACCCGUGGCGCUUCCACCGGAGCUGGACUGGGAAAUGCUUUCUUGUCCCAUAUCCGUGCCGUCGAUGCUGUCUUCCAGGUCGUGAGAUGUUUCGACGAUGCCGAGAUCAUUCACGUCGAGGGUGAUGUCGAUCCGGUGCGCGAUUUGGAGAUUAUCGCUGAAGAGUUGAGGAUCAAGGAUAUCGAAUUCACGGAGAAGGCACUUGAGAAUCUGGUCAAGCUGACCAGGAGGGGUGGUCAGAGUCUGGAGAUGAAGAAGCUGAAGGAGGAGCAGGCGACAGUGGAGAAGGUGUUGGAGUUGUUGAAGAGUGGCAAAGAUGUGAGGCAUGAGAAUUGGUCGCCGAAAGAAGUCGAAACAAUCAACCCUCUUUUCCUGCUCUCCGCCAAGCCAGUCGUCUACCUCGUGAAUCUGAGCGAGAAGGACUAUAUCCGACAAAAGAACAAGCACCUGCCCAAAAUCGCCGAAUGGAUCAAGACUCACGCACCCGGUGACCCCAUCAUCCCGAUCUCCGUCUCCCUCCUCGAACGCCUCACACGCUUCGAGUCCGACGCAGCCGUAGCAGAAGAGCUAGAAAAGAUCGGGACCAAAGACGUCCUACCUAAAAUCAUCACCACAAUGCGGAAAGCGCUCAACCUAGGUUCCUUCUUCACGACCGGCACGGACGAGGUCAGACAAUGGACCAUUCGGAACGGGACCAAGGCGCCGCAAGCAGCGGGUGUGAUUCAUGGGGAUUUCGAGAAGACGUUCAUUCAGGCUGUUGUGUAUAAUUUUGGCGUGCUGAAGGAGGUUGGGGACGAGGCGGGCGUCAAGGCGCAGGGGAAGGUGAUGACGAAGGGGAAGGAUUAUGUGGUUGAGGAUGGGGAUGUGUUGCUUAUCAAGGCAGGAGCUGCUAAGGGUUGA
Molecule: messenger RNA, 1185 nt
Organism: Recurvomyces mirabilis
Lineage: Eukaryota; Fungi; Ascomycota; Dothideomycetes; Mycosphaerellales; Teratosphaeriaceae
Gene: OLA1
Product: Obg-like ATPase
Exons: 3
Coding region: 1-1185 (394 amino acids)
Cellular component (GO): cytoplasm
Molecular function (GO): GTP binding; ATP hydrolysis activity; ATP binding
Source: RefSeq, a predicted model, not a curated record